CUUCCGGCUGCUUGAGGGAGGACGGAGGGUCUGUAUCCGGGGCACGGGCGGCUUCCUGCAGGCGGGCGGCAGCGGUGGCUGGUCGCGCGACGGGGACCUGGUGUCGCCUCGUUGCAAGCUAAGAAUCACGAUUACUGAAAACUUGUAAAAGGCUCAGUAAUCCGCCUGUUGCAGAAUAACCAUGAAAGAGACGAGGUAGCCACCCAAGAGUGAGCCAAAGUCCUAUUUCAAUGGAUACGAAAUAUAAAGACGAUUUAUUUAAGAAGUAUGUACAGUUCCAUGAAUCCAAAUUGAAUGCUUCUGACAACAAACAGCGCCCUGUUAAUGAUGAAUAUCUGCGAGUGGCAGCCUCAGCCUUACUCUGCCUUCCCAAGAUUGAUCCCUUUUAUAGAUUCCGGUUGAUUAAAUUUUAUGAGAUGGUUGAAAAUUCACUAAGAUCCCUGAAAUCCUCAAAUUUACGUUCUCUCCAUACUGCAUUCACUAUGCUGGAGAUGAUAGGAAUUAAUCUCUUUCUUUACCCUUGGAAGAAGGAAUUCAAAACUAUAAAGACCUACACGGGACCUUUUGUUUAUUAUGUAAAGUCCACACUACCUGAGGAGGAUGUAAGACAGAUUCUGAACUACAUGGGGUAUGUCCAAGAACUGGGAACCAUGUAUAAGCUCAAAGAGCUGGUUGAUGCCUUCCAAGUAAAAAUGGUUUCAUUUGAACUCUUUUUGGCAAAAAUAGAGUGUGAACAACUGCUUGAAAUUCACUUGCAAGUGAAGGAUAAAGGUUAUUUGGAGCUUGAUGUUGUAAAUGAGCGAAAAAAUAGCAAUGAAGAUGUUAGAGGCUGCUCAGAAGCUAUGAAACGGCGCACAGAAUGCAAAGAAAACUUGAACACUUCUAUGGCACGCAUGGUUCUUCAGAAAUCUGCUAGUGAAAGAGCCCCUAAAGAGUACUUCAAGCCAAAAGUAAGCAAGCCUUCUAAAUCCGUGGAUACGUAUGACAGCUAUUGGGAAAACAAGAAACCACCAUUGAUGACUUCGUUGAGUCUCAGAAAAGAACCAAUUUUGGUUGAUACAGAAGAUGACAUUAAAGAUGAAAUAAUACGUCCAUCACCAUCUCUUCUUGCUAUGUCAAGCUCUCCACAUGGGUGUUCAGAUGAAUUUCUGCCAAUUUCAUCCCAUCCCAAUGGCAUGUUAAGAACAAAUGUCCCCUACAACUCCUAUAUUUCUGCUCAAGAAGACUUAGACUUAUAUACUGAUCCUGAUUCUAGAAGUAUGUUAAAUUUUAAAAGACAAGACGUUAGUAAACCUGAUGUAUGGCUAAUAAGAAAUGAUGCCAAUCCCAUUUACCAUAAACGUACGCAUCUAGCCAAAGAGACAACUUCCCUGAAGUGCCAGAAUUGUGGCAUAACUUGCGGCACUUCUGUUUGCCAAAAGUGUGACAAUCUGCUCAUCUAUAGGCAGGAAUAUCCAGCAGUGAAACAGAGCAGUUAUUCAAUCAAAGCAAUUCCAAAUGAUGGCUUGUCUCCUGGCUCUGCUUUAAGAGAGAAAUCUCAGUAUGCAUUACAGACUCAGAGUCAAGAAAGAGCUGCUCAGCUCAGUUCAAAAUCCAAGCCUUCAGGCACCCUGCGCUGUGGCUUCUGUAACCGAUCUGGAGCUGCAAACACAUGCACGUUCUGUUCAAAAGUCUCAUGUGAUGCUUGCCUCAAUGCUUACUAUUAUGAUCCCUGCUGUAGAAAGAGUGAGCUACACAGAUUCAUGCCUAACAAUCAAUUAAACUAUAAAUCAACCCAGCUGCCACACCUUGUUUAUAGAUAGACUUGAAAUUCUGUGUUUGAGGGGAGAAACAAGGGCUAAAAACACAUGGAAUUUUCUGAUUUCACUGGUAACAAAUAUGAUACUGACCUCUUUAUAUAUAAAUAUUAAAAAAAACAAACAGAUGUGUCCAGUUUUUGGAAAUACAUUUCAAUGACUAGGUGCCAGUUUCAUUUUUAGUGGCUUCACAAAUGCUGUGUAUACAUUAGAGUUCAUGCUGCUACCAUUUAGGUGGUUCGUAUCUGAUAACUGCUUUUCAAUUUAGAUGGGGGAGAAGAGCACAUUUUCCUUUCAGACUUGGCAGCUGUUGCACUUUAAGUGACACCACAUCUUUGUUAUUACAUUGCAGUUAUUGGCUCACCCAAAUAAAACUAUGUAAGAGUAUAUGAAAUUAAGAGCAGCAUUUUGAGUGUAUUGUGAAAUCACUGUCUGUUUUUAUAGAGUAACUUUAAAAUACUUGCAGGAAGUAUUUGAAAAUUACUUGGUUGCCAAAAAGGACUAAUUUUUGAAGAGUUUGGCUGCAUUUCCUGAGCUCUAAAAUGUAAACACCAGGACAUCUCCUCUUCAUGUCUUCAUGUUUCCUCCUUCUCCCUUCCAUCCCCCAAGAUGUUUAUCUCAAGCUUAUACAAUCUGAAUUUGAAGAGAGUUCUUGCUUUAUUUUCUAAUGUUGCCAAUACCAUCCUACUGGUUUUUACUGUGUGGUACUUUUAAAAGGUGAAUCUGUAUACAUGUCACUUAAAUUAUGCCUGGAGUGUUGUCUUUCCAGUUCAGUACUGAUUUUAUUCAUCUUCUGUUGCACAUGUAUUAAAUCCCAUUCUUUGUACUGUAAAUAGGUGAUUUGGAAACAGUUUAUUUUUUAAUAAAUAGAUUCAAUAUGUUGAAUUCUAAAAGUGGUAAAAUCAUUAUGUAACUAUGAAGCCUCUCUGGGUUAUUUGUUCAGAUGGCUUCUUUUUUUUUCUUUUUUUUACUUGUACUGUAUUUCAUGGUUUACUACAGUCACUGUGGCAGACUGAUAUUAUUGGCUCAGAAAAAAAUUGUUUUCUUUGCUUCCUUCUUUAAAGCACCCAAAGCGCUCACUCAGGAGACACCUCUUCUAAAUUAAUUGGAGUCUUUCCUGAGUAAGGACUGCAAGAUUUUGGGCCUAAGUGCACAUUUUCUUCCCUUAUGCUUAUGGGAACUUUGUAUGCAUAGAUGAUACCCUGCAUCUAAAUCCACUGCAGAGUCUAUAGCGUAGCUCAGCUGGCAAGGCAGUGAUCUGAUUAAAAUUCACAGAGCUUGUAUGACUCUCACUGGAGUAAAUCCAUCAGUUGUAGACGAGAAUCAGGCAAUAAAACUUAUUAUUUAUUUGUAUGACUAUCGUGCCUAGGAGCCCUAGUCCUAGACCAGGAUUCCAUUGUGCAGGAUUCUGUACAGUUUGGCCGCCAAACCAUGUAAUAAAUUAAACUACAUCUUCUAUGAACAGACUUUAGUCUUAUGGGAAAAGAAAAUCUGCAAGAGCCCCCUCUUAUUUUUGUCUUUUACAUUCAGACAAGCUAAUUAAGACAAAAUAUUUAGGGAACUCAAUCUGAGUAUUGGAAUCAAACAUUUAAAAUAUCUAAAGAAAUUAUCUAAAGUGUUUAUUAUAUUUUUUUAAAAUUAAUCCACUUUGCACUAAAAUAAUACAUUUUUGAACAGUUUGAUUCUAGGUUUUGUUUUGUUUUCUUCCCAAAUGUCCAUUGUAUGGAAAAACAUGCAUGUUUUCUUAUUGUUUUGGGUUGCGGGGAAUUAAAUAGGUUAAUAUUGUAAACCUACUAAAAUAUUUUAGCCAUAAGAGUGUCAGAUAUACAAAAGAAAAGGCGAAACUUGAUUUUAUAGAAGGCUGAGAGAGGCUACUCUGACUUGCAUUAAGAAAUAAAGUAAAUGGCUUGUGGUUAGCUAUCAGAAGACAAAUCAAGUGACUGCAACUGAAAAUGUUAUAAGCAGGUAUUAUCUUGCUGACUGAAGGCUACGGCAGGGGUUCCCAACCUUUUUGUUGGCAUGACCUCAUUUUAAUGAAUUCUUUCCUGCCAGGACUCCAGAUAGCAUGGAGGAUGCCGUUUUGUAGAACAACAUGACAUCAUCCAUGCACUGUGACAUUGCCUGCACUGUAUGUGCAAGGUCAUGCUGUAGGAGCAAAAUGGUGUCUGUCCUCUGUGACCCCGUGUACCGAUGGUGCAUUGUGACCCAUAGAUUGGGAACCAUUGGGCUAGGCUCAGUAUUGCUUAGGUGAAUGAUGUUAAGGUUUUCAAAAUCUUAAUGGCUUUUUAUAAAUACAUACAUAUAUAUAUAUAUAUAUAUAUGUAUAAAAUAGAACACAUGUAGAUACAGUAUGUAUAUAAUGCAGAAUUUAAAACAAUUUUACUACUAAAAUACAGUCUGUAAGGGUGGCUCUCAUUUUGGUAGUUACUUUUUCUGUUCAUCUUUCUGAAGUGUCACGCCUGUUUUGGCUGCUAUACAAUGUACCUUCUAGUUCACUAGUUCAACUUCCAUAUUGUUACUUUCACUACAGUAAUUAACUCAAACUGUGAUGCCACGUAACUUAUACAGUGAACAUAGCAGGGACUACUAUAUUUGCUUUAAAAAGGAAAAGUCCUGUGUUUAUAUCUGUCAUUGAAUACUGUAGUACAAAACUGUGUUGAAUUGCUAGUGAUACCAUGCUCUAUUUUUUGUGUAUCUUACUGUAUGGGUUGCUGUGAUUGAGACAGUAAAAUAUAUGCUAACUUAAAAUGCAGGUGUUUUGCAUCUGAUUUCUGUUAAAACAUCUGAACAUGUUUUGAAGCCUUCUCUUAAAGGCCUGUGUCUUUAUGGAGGGUGGGAGGGGAAGUUGAGUGCAUUUAGAUGUCUCUCAUACACACUUUGCACAAAAGUUUCUCAUUUGGGCACUGACCCGCGUGUAAGUGUAUGUCAACCAGGAGCCUCAAGUUCAUGGAAAUUCAGAACAUUUCUCAUUAAAUGUAGACUUUUUAAAAAGUUAUUUUAGAAACCUAGCAGCAUGAAUUUGAUUGGUCCAUAAUGUGAAGGUUGUCAUAUUGCUUUCUAAGACUAUAGAGGAUAUACAGAGCAGAUAUGUAUGGUGUGAGAUCCUCCUUUAGUUUACUUGUCAGACUUGAUUGACUUCACCAUUAUGAGGACAUAAUAUGUGCUUCUUUUAAAAUCAGCUUCCUGAUGUACAUACAUAUGCUAUAGCUUUUGUGUAAAAUAAGUGGAACUGUUCACAUGCAUUUUUUGGCAGUUGAGUUGAGUUUUUUGCCUGCAUCCUACUGGUUUUGGAGUAAAACUAUCUUCCAAAUUCCAAACUAGACUGACUUUGGGUUUGAAUACGUUUUAAAACUAUUACGUGAACGUCUUAAACCAGUAGAGGCCCAGUCCUGCAAGCUCUUUAUUUCCAGAUCAUUUGAGAAAUCAGAGUUCCAGAUGCAUGUCUGGGAGGAUCAGGCCCAAGAAGUUUAACUAAAACAUUUUUGCAGUGGCUUGCAUCCUGGACUUCUGUGCAUGUAGAGCUAAUGUAUUUAUAGUGCAUAUACAAAAAAAUUACUUUCUUACUGCCUGACACUUCUAGUUAUGGUUCAAUUUGUUUUGCUUCCUCUAUUGCCUUGAU
Mauremys mutica (yellowpond turtle) is the source of this 5415-nucleotide messenger RNA. It is a transcript of the gene SPATA2, whose product is annotated as spermatogenesis associated 2. The record is from RefSeq and is a predicted model, not a curated record. The coding region runs from base 231 to 1802 and encodes 523 amino acids. The transcript has 3 exons. NCBI's taxonomy places the organism in Eukaryota, Metazoa, Chordata, Testudines, Geoemydidae. Gene Ontology annotation, biological process: regulation of necroptotic process; protein K63-linked deubiquitination; protein linear deubiquitination. Gene Ontology annotation, cellular component: cytoplasm.